AUGAUGUUGGUUGGCUUACGUGCCGUUUUCGUCCUUCAGCUUCUGGUGGCCGGACAGGCGGGUCGGGUCACAGUUGCGGAGCACAACACCGGCUGGACCUGCUGUAUUGUGCCGGGCACCUCAUGGACGGCGGAGCAGAUGCUGGAAAUUUACAAGUUCGUGUUGUACCACCCUGCAGCCGGAAGCGACGAGGAGCGCGAGGCGAAUGCCAAGGAGCUUUGGGAUGCGGUCGACCUCGGCAGCAAGGUUGCGCCGCUGGAGAUGUCUGUGCCGGCACAAGAGCAAUGGCUGGCAAACUCGAAACAGGUCCAAGCUGCUGCAAAACUGGCAGACACCUUUGCCCACCAGAGCAGGGGCUUCUACAAGAACGGCUACUGGUUCCGACAUCAUGAGUGCCUCGCAGGGGUCCUCAUCGAACGCGUGGAGGAUGCCUGGCUUCAGCGAUGGCGGUGCGACGAGGGCAACAUGGAUUUCGCUUGGCUGGCUGUGUUGAGAGCCGAAGGAGCGUAUUCUUCGCAGAAGAUUUGGGCAGACGUGGGAAAAGUUCGGAGCAUUCAAAGCGACGUUCUGGCACGCAACAAGAAGGCGCAGGCUGAGCUAGCGAAGCUCGGAGACACUUACAAGGCCGAGGCCCAGAAGGUGCAGGCGAAGAUCGACGCGACAGCGGAGAGGGUUCAUGACGUCCAAGACAAGCUCACGCACAUGGAGAUGCAGUCGUCGUAG
Messenger RNA from Symbiodinium sp. CCMP2592, 723 nucleotides. The record is from the annotation of a GenBank genome assembly. Lineage: Eukaryota; Dinophyceae; Suessiales; Symbiodiniaceae.